UUGGCCGGCGAGCCGCCUAGGCACCUCGCGCUUCCCCAUCCCUUUUUGGUUUUGAUGCGACACACUUCUUCUCCCAGCCUCUCUUUUAUUUUGUGUUUGGAGCAACGCGAACGGCCGCCUGGAACAUCUUCUAAGGCCGCUUUACAAGCGCGUUCGAGGAGCAUUUAUCCGGCUAGGCAGCCAGCCAGUACCGCGAUGGCGGAGGCGGAGGAGCAAAAACAGAAGCAGCAGCGACAACAACAACAGCAGCAGCAGCAAAAGCCCCCAUCCAUCAGCGGCUCUCCGAUGGAGGCCUCCUGCAGGGAAGACGCGUUCGACCACACGUACGAGGAGAAGCAAGGCCCCAAGCCGCCCAGGAUCGUCGUGUGGAGGAACGUCGUCCUCAUGACCCUGUUGCAUCUCGGUGCCGUGUACGGCUUGCUCCUCGUCCCCAGCGCCUCGCUCCCCACGCUGCUCUGGUCCAUGCUUUGCUUUUUGAUAAGUGCUUUAGGAGUGACCGCGGGGGCUCACCGCCUGUGGAGUCACAGGUCCUACAAGGCCUCGCUACCUUUAAGGAUCUUCCUGGCCCUGGCCAACUCCAUGUCCUUUCAGAACGACAUCUACGAGUGGGCCCGCGACCACAGGGUCCACCACAAGUACUCGGAGACGGACGCGGACCCGCACAACGCCGUGCGCGGCUUCUUCUUCGCCCACAUCGGCUGGCUGCUGGUGCGCAAGCACCCGGACGUGAUCGAGAAGGGACGCAAGCUGGAGCUCCACGACCUGCUGGCCGACAAGGUCGUCAUGUUCCAGAGGAAGCACUAUAAGUUCUCCGUACUGCUCCUGUGCUUCUUCGUGCCCAUGUUCGUGCCUUGGUACUUUUGGGGCGAGUCCCUGCGGGUGGCCUACUUCGUGCCGGCGCUGCUGCGCUACACGUUGGUGCUCAACGCCACCUGGCUGGUCAACAGCGCCGCACACAUGUGGGGCAACCGGCCGUACGACCAGAGCAUCAACCCCCGGGAGAACAAGUUCGUCACAUUCAGCGCCAUAGGCGAAGGCUUCCACAACUACCACCACACGUUCCCGUACGACUACGCCACCAGUGAAUUCGGCUGCAAGUUCAACCUGACCACCUGCUUCAUCGACUUCAUGUGCUUCCUGGGCCUCGCCAAGGACCGCAAACGAGUGUCCCAUGAGAUGGUUCUGGCCCGAGUGCAGCGCACUGGCGACGGCAGCUACCGCAGUGGCUAAAAUGCGAAAGAGCGCCUCGACCUCGCCGAGCUUGAAACGGGAAAAUAAAAACCUCCACGAGUC
Messenger RNA from Syngnathoides biaculeatus (alligator pipefish), 1293 nucleotides. Its product is annotated as acyl-CoA desaturase-like. Gene Ontology annotation, cellular component: endoplasmic reticulum membrane. Bases 55 to 1230 code for a protein of 391 amino acids. NCBI's taxonomy places the organism in Eukaryota, Metazoa, Chordata, Actinopteri, Syngnathiformes, Syngnathidae. The transcript is spliced from 6 exons. Gene Ontology annotation, biological process: unsaturated fatty acid biosynthetic process; response to fatty acid. Gene Ontology annotation, molecular function: stearoyl-CoA 9-desaturase activity; iron ion binding; palmitoyl-CoA 9-desaturase activity. The record is from RefSeq and is a predicted model, not a curated record.